Molecule: messenger RNA, 324 nt
Organism: Macrosiphum euphorbiae (potato aphid)
Lineage: Eukaryota; Metazoa; Arthropoda; Insecta; Hemiptera; Aphididae
Source: the annotation of a GenBank genome assembly
AUGGCCACACAAAGAUGUCCUAGAUCGCUAAUGGUAGACUUGGCCUUGCACUUUAAAUGUUGGCAUAAAACCUUCUUCAACAAUCUGUUUAGCACCAAACGAAGUCAUUUGAAAACAACUAUUAUAUUUCCUAGUACGAUUAACGAAGUGAUCAUGAUCAGGAUGGUCUCCUCAAGUGGUCCCUCAAGUAAACUGCGUAAUGGUUCUGGGGGCGGCUGUAAAGUAUCGAGUUGUGUUUUACCUACAUUACAGCACAUACCUUUCCACUUGAGAGCGUUAAAAAAAUUACAUUUUUGGUUCAUAGUGCCAAUGUUAUUUUUAUAA